Molecule: messenger RNA, 1701 nt
Organism: Strongylocentrotus purpuratus (purple sea urchin)
Lineage: Eukaryota; Metazoa; Echinodermata; Echinoidea; Camarodonta; Strongylocentrotidae
Product: tripartite motif-containing protein 54-like
Exons: 2
Coding region: 1-1701 (566 amino acids)
Biological process (GO): positive regulation of DNA-templated transcription
Cellular component (GO): nucleoplasm; chromatin
Molecular function (GO): zinc ion binding; ubiquitin-protein transferase activity
Source: RefSeq, a predicted model, not a curated record
AUGGCUGCGAAGACCGAGGAAGAGAAAGCUCCAAGCUCUUCAGCGAACCUGACGUGUCCACUAUGUCUUGAUAUUUUCGACGAGGCAACCAUCUUGACUUCAUGUGGACACACCUUCUGCCGGAAAUGUCUCAGGAACUAUGACUUGUCCCAUCAUGAUCUUGAUCACAUGAUCUGUCCUCUGUGCAGAGAGGUCACCAAGUUGUCUGCGAACCGUGUCGAUGAUUUCCUUACCAAUCUGACGGUCAACGGACUUGUAGACAAUUACCACGUCAUGUGUGGAGAAGUGAACGCGGUCCUUGAGAUGCGUUCAAAAUGCACUGCUUGUAAGCUUCAGAAAGAUGCCGUCUCAUUCUGCUGUACAUGUAAUAACUACAUUUGUGAUAAGUGUCUGGAUUGUCAUCACCAUCUUAGAGCCUAUGAAGGUCACGAGAUUGUGAACGACCUUGUCCAGCGAUGUGCCACUAAGAAAUCAGAACUGGAGAAGAACAUUCAGAAUGUGGAAGUACAACGCCAUGAAGUUUACACUGCCGUGCAGAAACUAUUGGACAAUGUCAGUCAAGCCUACAGCAUCAAGGCUAAAAAGCUUGAAGAAAAUCAUCGAAUUCUCAUCGAGCAAAUCAAUGCAGUAAAGCGGAGUUUCGAGGACGACCUCAACGUCUUGAAAACCAAGGAUCGACAGAGGAUCAAGAGUAUUUGUAGUUCAUUAACACUGGUAGCUAAUGACAGUCUGGGUCGUCUUGAGACAGACAGUCUGUCUGCUCAUUAUUUGCUCUGUGAGGAGCUGGAUGCCAUGCUGAAGGAGGCUACUGAUCACACUUCUGCGGCACUCAUUACGACGAAAGCACAGGAGAAGAGGUUCAAGCCUGCAAUUGAUACUCGUCUUGACCUCGGGAGCAUCUCAGAAUCAGAUCCGAUGUUGCAAGUCAUUCAGUGUGUAGAUCUACGGGGAUCCAUGUCUGGAAUGACCCAAUACUCUGAUGAUAGUGUGGCUAUCGGAUUUAGUGAUACACAUGGUAUAGAUAUAAUUAAUUCAGCUGGUAAAAAGCACCAGUAUGCAAACAUACCAAGUAGCAUGAAAUGUUAUGAUCUUGUGUUUCAGCAAGACAGGUCAUUAUGUAUAUCGACGGGUAGCACAGAAGCACACGUAUAUUCGCCCAAUGGCUCCAAGAAAUCAACCAUCCAAGUGAAAAGUUAUGGCUAUAAUUAUCUCAAACUUAACAAAAGUCCAUCAGAUGAAAUCCUCAUUGCUAACAGUAAGAAGAAAGUCUAUAUCUUUGACCAGACUGGAUCCCCUCUCAAACACACUGUUCAAACAACACACAACGAGACGAGGCAGAUAUCUGCCACCAGGUGGGGUUUGAUCGUCACGAGUUCAUGUUGUUACACCAAUCCAAGCGUGGUGGCGGUCUAUGACAGGGGUUGGAAUGCUGGUAAGUCUCUACAAGCUCCAAGCGGUGUCCACCUGUAUGCUGCCCUGGAUGAGCAGGACAGGGUGUAUGUAGCGAGUGUUGAUGGUAAGAAUGGUAACGUGGUGAUCAGGCUCUAUGACCUUGAUGGUCUGGACCUGAAGGAGAGAGUUGAGUUCAAUGCACUUACUAUGACGAUUGGUUCUGAUUGGUGUUACUUGGUUUCCCUCUCACCAGAUAUGCUCGCGUUUGCUUGUGACAAGAAGUUGUAUUUUAUCAAAGUAUCACUGUAA